This is a messenger RNA of Gastrolobium bilobum, 881 nucleotides long. Its product is annotated as small ribosomal subunit protein eS19z-like. Gene Ontology annotation, biological process: ribosomal small subunit assembly; translation. Gene Ontology annotation, molecular function: RNA binding; structural constituent of ribosome. NCBI's taxonomy places the organism in Eukaryota, Viridiplantae, Streptophyta, Magnoliopsida, Fabales, Fabaceae. The record is from RefSeq and is a predicted model, not a curated record. Bases 69 to 506 code for a protein of 145 amino acids. Gene Ontology annotation, cellular component: cytosolic small ribosomal subunit; ribosome. The transcript is spliced from 4 exons.
AUCUGAAACCCCAGUUGUUGAGAGAGAGAGGCAUUUUGUGUGUUCAAUCACUGUUUAGCGGCAUAGCCAUGGCUACUGCGAGGAAUGUGAAGGAUGUUUCGCCUCACGAGUUCGUCAAGGCUUACUCUGCUCACCUCAAACGAUCUGGCAAGAUGGAGCUUCCUGAGUGGACAGAUAUUGUGAAGACUGCAAGAUUUAAAGAAUUGGCUCCCUAUGAUCCUGAUUGGUAUUAUGUUAGAGCGGCUUCCAUGGCAAGAAAGAUCUAUUUGAGAGGGGGUCUCGGUGUUGGUGCAUUUCAGAGGAUUUAUGGUGGGAGCAAGAGGAAUGGUAGUCGUCCUCCUCAUUUCUGCAAGAGCAGUGGCGCCAUUGCUCGUCACGUUCUUCAACAGUUGCAGAGCAUGAACAUCAUUGAGACUGACGUCAAGGGUGGCAGGAGAAUUACAUCCAGUGGCCAGAGGGAUCUUGACCAAGUGGCUGGACGGAUUGUGGUUGCACCUAACUGCUGAGGACUACUAGUCAAUAUAACAUCUUAGGUUAAAUUUGUUUUGGGGAGAGAAGUGGUGACGCCAAAUUAUACCAAAAUUUUGGUUUUUAGCUGCCGAGUAUCUUUUAAAUUGGACAUUUAAUGUUGCUUUUAGUCUUUUAGAUGAUAUUUUGCUAAAUUUGAUUUUUCACUAUAGUUUUUCAAUCUUCCGUAGUGUCUGUCUAUGAACUAAAGUUUGAAGGUUAAGUGAGUUUUUCACUGGUUUAGGUAAGAGAAAGAUGGUUGCAAAGACAUUAAAGGGACAGAAUAGGUUUAAUGUGGUUGUCUAUCUUUUUACAUAUGUGUCAUGUGACAAAGUUAUGUGAUAGGAUUCUCUUACUAAUUAUGAAUAACGUGU